Panicum hallii is the source of this 870-nucleotide messenger RNA. RefSeq names its product aquaporin NIP3-2-like. The record is from RefSeq and is a predicted model, not a curated record. The transcript is spliced from 4 exons. Gene Ontology annotation, biological process: transmembrane transport. Gene Ontology annotation, molecular function: channel activity. Gene Ontology annotation, cellular component: membrane. Bases 1 to 870 code for a protein of 289 amino acids. Lineage: Eukaryota; Viridiplantae; Streptophyta; Magnoliopsida; Poales; Poaceae.
AUGGAUGCGGCUGCAGUUACAGUCCCACCAUUGCAGACAAGUGAGAGCAACAAGAUCUCCAUCAUCAUUUCCCCAAGGGCUGCAAGCUCCAAGGUCAUGCCAUUUGAGCUGAUCGGUGCUGGCAGUAUCAGCUCACAUCCUCAUGCUACUCCUGCCGAAUCCUCUGAUGCUCAUGCAACUCGUUAUCAUCAAUGGAAUCACGGCUUACCAAAGAUGAAAGCAGUUCCUCUUAUCAAGAAGGUGAUUGCGGAGUUCCUUGGCACAUUCAUAUUGAUCUUCACCGUGCUUUCCACCAUAAUCAUGAAUGAGCAGCAUGACGGAGUUGAGAGCCUACUUGGCAUUGCAACAUCUGCAGGUUUAGCCGUCACUGUUCUCGUGUUGUCCCUCAUCCACAUAUCUGGCUGCCACCUGAACCCAGCAGUUAGCAUCGCCAUGACCGUGUUUGGCCACCUCCCACUUGCUCACCUUCUGCCUUACAUGACUGCACAAGUUCUUGGCUCUAUCGCCGCUUCUUUCACCGUCAAGGGCAUCUACCAUCCAGUGAACCCUGGGAUCACCACCGUGCCCAAGGUUGGGACUGUCGAAGCGUUCUUCCUUGAGCUCAUCAUGACAUUUGUACUUUUGUUCAUCAUCACCGCUCUUGCAACUGAUCCCCAUGCAGUGAAAGAGUUGAUAGCAGUGGCAGUUGGGGCAACAAUAAUGAUGAAUGCUCUUGUCGCAGGGCCAUCAACAGGAGCAUCAAUGAAUCCUGCACGCACAAUUGGUCCAGCAAUUGCCACUGGGAGAUACACUCAGAUUUGGAUCUAUAUGGUGGCAACCCCUCUGGGUGCUAUAGCUGGAACUGGGGCUUAUGUUGCAAUUAAGCUGUAA